Spodoptera littoralis (African cotton leafworm) is the source of this 6746-nucleotide messenger RNA. NCBI's taxonomy places the organism in Eukaryota, Metazoa, Arthropoda, Insecta, Lepidoptera, Noctuidae. The record is from the annotation of a GenBank genome assembly.
GUUUGUUUAACGUGUAUUAUAAUUAUUUAGUGAAAAUGUUAAAAUUUAUGUUGUGUGCCAAUGUGUUCCUAUUUUUGGCGCCGUAUACCAGUGUGGCUGAGGACAAUAGAACGACUUUGGGAUAUCCAGCGGGAUUGAUGUCUAUUUGUCCCGGCUCCACAAAACCAGCCACAAUCCCCAAGAGCCAGCUGAAGUACUUGUCGUUCGUGGUACAGGGUAACGGUCGGAGUAGAUACAAGUACUCAUAUUGGAAUGCGAAGAAUAUCGCCAAUGAUCCACGGAUUAAUUUUAAAAGAAAGACGUUACUAGUGGCCAUCGGCUACCUGGACAGUCCCAACCUGCCAAUUUCUGCAAUGUUUGCUAAUGAGUACGAGGAUCGAGGGUACAACGUCAUCUUGGUGGAUAACCAGAGAUUUGCUACUGUGCAUUAUCAUUUAGCAACCCGCCUCAUGCGUCCAGUAGGCAAGCACGUCGCAGAAGUACUAGCCCAACUAACUCAAUACGGUUUAGAUCCAUCUACACUGGAAAUCCUGGGUUUUAGUCUAGGCUGCCAUACGGCAGGAUUCAUAGCAAAACAUUUUCAUACAUUUACGGGACGAAAUAUAUCUUCCAUCACAGCUUUAGAACCGUCUGGACCAUGUUUUAGGUACCUUGGACCUAAGGAUCGCCUGGAUGCCUCAGACGCAGAUUUUGUCCAGGUCAUCCAUACAAAUAUUGAUGGUUACGGCAUGGCCACUCCUAUGGGUCAUAUAGAUUUCUAUGUAAAUGGUGGGGAAUACCAACCAUCAGACAUUAGCAUCUACCCUUGCACGACCACUUGUAGUCACUUCAGGAUCCUCCCAAUUUGGAUUUCUGCUCUAAAAAACCCUAGAAAAUUUAUUGGAAUGAAGUGCAAAGAUAUUCAGCAAGCAAGGGAUUCCCAGUGCUAUGGGAAUGUCCCUCUAGAGACUAUUGUAAUGGGGCUUGGUGAGCGCCGUCGCGGCGCUGCGGGUCGCGCGGCUGCGUUGCGACGCGCGCCCUCCGACUCUGACUGUUCAGGGGAGACCGCCUCACUGUCAGCCGACAGCGGGGACCGCGCCCCUCGGCCGCCACCGCAGCCCACGCGAGCGGGCAAGAAUCGGGGCUACUCCCGAAAUGAAUAUCGUAAACGGUUCUUCGUCGUAGACGGUGGUAUCCUAGUAUACGCUCGGUCACCCACCGACGUGGCUCGGGGCCGACUCCACGGCUCAGUGGACGUCGGCUUGUCAGUCAUAUCAGCCAAGGCUAGACGGAGGCGUAUAGACAUUGAUGCUGAUGAGUUCAUAUACCACCUCAGAGCGAAGACUCCUGAUGUCUUCCGGACCUGGCUUAAUGUGCUGAAGGCUCAUAGGUUAUACCGACAACAUUUGCUAACAUUCGGUGCGCGGGAGUCGGUACCGAAGAUCCACGCGCCAUUAGAAGAUCUACCACCCACAGACAAUUCUUCUCGUACCUCCCACGAAAGCCUGGAUACUUCCUCGGGCUCCAGCGACGACUCCCCAUUCCCCAGGAAGAAAGAACUAUCCCCAGAUGACUUACUUAACAGUUCCUAUAACUACUACAGUCCCAUCUCAUUCUCGCCCCCAAUAGACGAAGAAAAAGAAUAUAACCCCCCAGCCACGAAAAUAUGCGAAAAUCACUUCAAUGAAAAACUCUUUAAUAACCAUAGAAGUUUAUGUUCUAUGAACUGUGUCGCCAGAUUCACUAAAGACAAGUUACAAAGAAAAAAGUCUCCAAACAUCUCAUUAGGUAGCACCGAAGCAGAGAAACAAAUACAUAGUACAGACUUGGAUAUUAAUUCUAUUAAAACAAUAGAAACUGUCUUAGAAGAUGAAGUCAAAGCGCAAAGGCAAACGUCACCAUUUCUAGAGAAUAAGAUCGAACCUACCGCAGCAUACUACUUCUUCACACGAAAUAAAUCACGGUCCUCAAUUAUCAAUUCGCCAAUGAAAAGGAGUAAGAAAUCUACGAAUUUGGUCAAAUAUAAGAACUUUUUUGAAGAGCCUACUUUAAGGAGACCACUAAGUAAAUGCAUGUUACUUGGCAAAUACAAAAUGAAUACUGAGAAAAAUUCUGAUAGUGAGAAGUUAGAUAAUUCCGAGAAGAAUACAGACCGCAACGUGGCUUGUGAGACUGUUCAAACAGAGAGCAAUGAAGUCCAAGUGACUAUUAUAGAGAAUAAGGCGCUACAGGAUUCCAUGACGACAUCAGACUAUGAUAACAUCACGGAACGACUCAUGGUGUCUAUAUUCGAGAAUGCCAAAAACACCACUGUCACUGACGUAAAAGUCUAUAUCCAACAAGUGAUAAAAGACUUAUAUGACGUCAAGUUUCAAGAGGUACAUCCAGUGAAAGCACUAUUUAGGAGCUUGUUAGAAUACUGGUUGAAAAAUACCACCGUAGAACCAGUCAAAACAGCAAUGAGGCACAGUCGCUCUAUAGACAGACAAUCAAAUAAAUACUUCACAAAAGACGAGAACCUGUCAAGUGUUUAUAUUGGUCACGUGUCAAAACAAACACAGUUUCACGGACUCAGUGAAAUGCUGUUUCAGUACAAAAAGAAACCGAAUACCACAAAACCUGUGACGAAAGCUCCAGACAGACCUCCCAAAAGCCCCAGCCCGAGAAGAGACACGGAGAGUUUCGAGAAAGAAAGAAGAAUACAAGAGCUGGAACGGUUACUCAAAAACACGGUGUACAUGUGUGAAACGACAAGAAGUAACCAACAGCGAGAUAUUAAAACAACUAAAACUCUGAUCGAUAAUAUUGGUAAACUCUCUCCAAAGAUGGAAGAGAAUACCUCGACCGAAAUCCCCAACGAGAAUUCAAAUUCUUCUACGGAAAAAAUACAGAAGACUUUGAACCAUCUUAUAAGUGAUACUUCAAUAUCUCCUGAUGUUGCUAAGGAGUUCUUUAGUGCGUAUUUAGACGUUUUACUUAAAGAAGAUUACAAAAGCCUUUCGGAAACCAGUUCACAGUCCAGUGAACAUUCAGUGACUUCCAAAGGCUCUAGAGAACUCUCGUGUCAAGUACAGACGGAGGCCGUCACUAAAACAGCCUCAAAGAGCGUCACUACGUUAAAAGACACGGAGGUAUCGAAACCAAAGUCCGCUGAGGUCUUAAAAACUAUAGAUCCAGGCCAACUGUACCUCAAAGAGUUGUUAGAAAGAAUAACAACAAUAUUUUCUAAAGUAAAGAAGAUGGAGGACACGACGUGGAUGGAGGACACGAAUGAGAAGUCACAUGACAAUGUCAAAGAUGACUUAAAACAGCCAGAACGUAAGGAUGAGUUGGGAAGGCCUGUCAAGGAGUAUCCUGGCAAAAACCUUAUCUAUGAGAAUAAUGACGAUAAUUCAGUGGUGAUCGACCUCUCUAAGUAUGAUCUGGAACAUAUAUCGAUGUACAGUGACCCUAAUUUGCAAGGGAUCAUGUCAAUUUCCAUAAAACUUAAGGAGAAACCUCCGACAGUAGUCGAUAAUAAACACGCACACUUAAGUCUACAAUUCGCAGACUCUGAACGCGUAAAGACAGAAUUACAGAAAGAAUUGAAAGAAAAUUGGCGGAAGUACAUCCAAAGCACAAACUCCAAUGAGAUAUUUCAGAAGAGGAGUAAAAGUCCAGAUACCUACAUGGAUUUCCCUAAAGAGUUUGAUUUGAAACCCUACUCGAGUAGUAGUGACGCGACGUCGAAAGCUUACAAAAUUGUCCACGAGAGCGAACAUUCCCUAGACCUGUCAUUUAAGAGCAGUAAUAACUCCUUUCUAAGAGGGUUAGAUCCAAGGCCGUCUUUUGAGAACGAAAACACAUCUUGCUACAUCAUGUCCUUCAACAAGGAAUCUACAAAAUUUCAGCCCAAAAAAAAGGUUAGGCUUAAAGACUAUAAUGGAAUAUCAAAAAGACGUUCACCAUGUCACUCUCCGACUAAGCAACCAGAAUUAUCUGUCUUCGAGCAACCAGCCCCAAGGGUGAUCGAUGAGAAAUUCAUACUAUUACUUUUAGAAAAUUUAUCACUAUUGUCGAAAAAUAUACCCAGUUUGCAUAAGGAUAUCAAUAAUUUAUUCAUGAAAUUAAGAAAGAAGCAUGAGAAGAUUUUAAAGAAUUGUGGUAAUAUAUACGGGUUGAGUUUGUUAGGUAAGAUUUAUAACGAGGAUUCAGAGAGCGGGGCGUGUAGGAAGGAGGCGGCAACGCAAUGGGAUGCCGUCACUUGCUUUCCGAUAGGCGAUGACGUUUCCAUCACAGAAAAAGCAAUAAACACAUGUAGCAGCACUAAUUUAAACCUUAAAGAUGCGAACAUAAGCGCUGUUAAUUUGCAGCUCGUGAUGAAUUCUGAAGUUCAGACAAAGAGUGAUUACGAUGAACUAAUGAUUUGCUACGAUCACGGACCUUCCUUGGGCGACACUUCACUUGCCGCGAACUUGGUAAAAGUCCACUCGAUACAUAAAAUUAAACUAGAAAUUGAUAAGAAAACAACUGAACAUGCAAGUCCUAGUCAGCAAUGGGUUCACAAAAUUACUAAAGAGUGCUCAAUGACUACUCUGAUCAAACGUGUGUUAGAUCCAGAAGCGAAAAUCACUUCCAGUACAAACGCUACAUGCAGAGAACAUAAUAAUGUAACUAAAAAGAAGAAGAAUUCGUCAAAAUUGCGGCAAGAUUUGAUCAAAGAAAUCGCGCUUUUAUCGCCUUCGUUUAAAGUUUCAACUCAAUCGCAGACGGAUAGGCGGUUGAUGCGUUUUGUUAGAGAGAAGUGGUUGGAGAAAGAUUUUAAAGUAUACCAGUUAUUUUAUAGGCUGUUGAGCCCCACCGGCGGGCCCAUCAGAGGCCCCCAAGCGGGGUUCGUGUCAGGCACCCCAGGAGGACGCCUCUCCGGCUGGAUCAUAGAGUCUGGUGGUCCGCUGGAGAACGCGUCCCGCGAGUUGGGCCAGGCGCAGCUGUCCGUGCAGCAGCUGCAGAGGUUGCUCGACGCGCUGGAGUUGCAGCAGCAGCUCCAUCAUGAUACUGAUGCUUUAUCAGCGCUAACAGCGCCCCCCUCUCCUGGCGGCGGUGCGUCGUCAGUGCCCAACUCCGCCGCCUCCCUGCCCAUAGCGUGUGCAGCAGCUCGGCCCCAGUCACUACCUGGUGCUGAGACGUUAGCAACGGCUCCAGGACCUGCUUCCCUCACCAGCCUCACUCCUGACCAUCAGCUCAGGGAAGAUUUCACCGUGCUAGCUAAGGAUCUAGUUGCUAAUCUGAAGACUGUUGUCGCUACAUUGGUGAACAAUCGUCAGUUCCAGCAGUCUCUAAGCUACAGCUCGUCCUGUGUGUCGGCCUCCGAGUUUUUCGACGCGGAGGAACACGACUCCGACCAUAAACCGGCGGAGAUCAUAGCCGCUGAUGAGUCAGGAGUGAUAGAGCUGGAAGGCGACUCCUCAUCUGAAGCAGGUUCGCUGAGCAGCGAAGAAGGCUCAGCCAGCUCCGACAACUCUGAUGGUGCGAUAGUGUCGGCGGAGCAGGUGACGCUCCGCGCGACGGACGCGGGCCCCCCCGCGGGCUGGUCGCGGCGGACGCGCCUGCCCUCCACGCGGCCCACGCCCGGGGGGCCCAGUCUCUGGAACCUUCUCUACAAGAACAUCGGCAAGGAUCUAAGUCAGAUCUCCAUGCCUGUUACUAUUAAUGAGCCGCUUAAUAUGCUGCAGCGACUAUGCGAAGAACUAGAAUACUCAGAGCUCCUGGACUCGGCAGCGGAAUGCAAGAGUCCGAUAGAACGUAUGGCGCUCAUAGCCGCGUUUGCAGUGAGCGCAUAUGCGUCGUCCGCUCACCGCGCCGCGUCCAAGCCGUUCAAUCCAUUACUGGCUGAGACGUACGAGUGCGUGCGCGAUGAUAAAGGGUUCCGGUUUAUUGCUGAACAGGUAACGACAUGCGUACACAACUUGUUCGGCGGGCAGCGCUGGGUGGACCAGUACGGGGACAUGCACAUCGCAUGCCACGGCACUGACAUCACGUGCAAACUCAACUUUAUUAAGGCCAGUUCGUGGUCCAGUAGUCGGCACGAGGUCCGCGGCGCGGUACAGGGCGGCGGCGCGCGCCUGCGCCUGGCGGGCCGCUGGUCCGAGGCGCUCUACGCCGGGGACCCGCCCGCCGCCAGGUGUCUCUGGAGGCCCGGUAACUAUACCUACCUACAUAAUGUCGGCGGCGCGCGCCUGCGCCUGGCGGGCCGCUGGUCCGAGGCGCUCUACGCCGGGGACCCGCCCGCCGCCAGGUGUCUCUGGAGGCCCGGUAACUAUACCUACCUACAUAAUGUCGGCGGCGCGCGCCUGCGCCUGGCGGGCCGCUGGUCCGAGGCGCUCUACGCCGGGGACCCGCCCGCCGCCAGGUGUCUCUGGAGGCCCGGUAACUAUACCUACCUACAUAAUGUCGGCGGCGCGCGCCUGCGCCUGGCGGGCCGCUGGUCCGAGGCGCUCUACGCCGGGGACCCGCCCGCCGCCAGGUGUCUCUGGAGGCCCGGUAACUAUACCUACCUACAUAAUGUCGGCGGCGCGCGCCUGCGCCUGGCGGGCCGCUGGUCCGAGGCGCUCUACGCCGGGGACCCGCCCGCCGCCAGGUGUCUCUGGAGGCCCGGUAACUAUACCUACCUACAUAAUGUCGGCGGCGCGCGCCUGCGCCUGGCGGGCCGCUGGUCCGAGGCGCUCUACGCCGGGGACCCGCCCGCCGCCAGGUGUCUCUGGAGGCCCGGUAACUAUACCUACCUAUAA